Echinops telfairi (small Madagascar hedgehog) is the source of this 2598-nucleotide messenger RNA. It is a transcript of the gene NEGR1, whose product is annotated as neuronal growth regulator 1. NCBI's taxonomy places the organism in Eukaryota, Metazoa, Chordata, Mammalia, Afrosoricida, Tenrecidae. The transcript has 7 exons. Bases 114 to 1178 code for a protein of 354 amino acids. The record is from RefSeq and is a predicted model, not a curated record. Gene Ontology annotation, cellular component: neuron projection.
AAAAAAAAAAUCCAGUGGCGCGCCCUCCGCCUGGUUCCUGGGCAGACUCGCCAGCACCAGGGGGUGGGGAGUUGGAGCUGAAAGCUGCCGGAGAGUGAGCAGCCCUAGCAGGGAUGGACAUGAUGCUGUUGGUGCAGGGUGCUUGUUGCUCGAACCAGUGGCUGGCCGCGGUGCUCCUCAGCCUGUGCUGCCUGCUGCCCUCCUGCCUCCCGGCUGGACAGAGUGUGGACUUCCCCUGGGCGGCCGUGGACAACAUGAUGGUCAGAAAAGGGGACACGGCGGUGCUUAGGUGUUAUUUGGAAGAUGGAGCUUCAAAGGGUGCCUGGCUGAACCGAUCGAGUAUUAUAUUUGCGGGUGGUGAUAAGUGGUCAGUGGAUCCUCGAGUUUCCAUCUCCACACUGAAUAAGAGGGACUACAGCCUGCAGAUUCAGAAUGUGGAUGUGACUGACGAUGGCCCGUACACGUGUUCGGUUCAAACCCAACAUACACCGAGAACAAUGCAGGUCCAUUUAACUGUGCAAGUUCCUCCGAAGAUAUAUGACAUCUCAAGUGAUAUGACCAUCAAUGAAGGAACCAAUGUCACUCUUACUUGUUUGGCUACUGGGAAACCAGAGCCUUCCAUUUCUUGGCGGCACAUCUCCCCAUCAGCAAAACCAUUCGAAAAUGGACAAUAUUUGGACAUAUAUGGAAUUACAAGAGACCAGGCUGGGGAAUACGAAUGCAGUGCAGAAAAUGAUGUGUCAUUCCCAGAUGUGAAAAAAGUAAAAAUUGUCGUAAACUUUGCUCCUACAAUUCAGGAAAUUAAAUCUGGCACCGUGGCCCCUGGACGCAGUGGAUUGAUCAGAUGUGAAGGUGCAGGUGUGCCGCCUCCGGCCUUUGAAUGGUACAAAGGAGAGAAGAAGCUCUUCAAUGGUCAACAAGGAAUUAUUAUUCAAAACUUUAGCACAAGAUCCAUUCUCACCGUCACCAAUGUGACUCAGGAGCACUUUGGCAAUUAUACUUGUGUGGCUGCCAACAAGCUAGGCACUACCAAUGCAAGCCUGCCUCUUAACCCUCCAAGUACUGCCCAGUAUGGAGUCACCGGGAGCGCUGACAUUGUAUUCUCCUGCUGGCACCUUGUGUUGACACUGUCCUCUUUCACCAGCAUAUUCUACCUGAAGAAUGCCAUGCUACAAUAAAUUAAAAGACCCAAAAAAGGCUUUUAAGGAUUCUCUGAAAGUGCUGAUGGCUGGAUGCAAUCUGGUACAGUUUGUUAAAAGCAGCGUGGGAUAUAAUCAGCAGUGCUUACAUGGGGAUGAUCGCCUUCUGUAGAAUUGCUCAUUAUGUAAAUACUUUAAUUCUACUCUUUUUUUGAUUAGCUACAUUACCUUGUGAAGCAGUACACAUUGUCCUUUUUUUAAGAUGUGAAAGCUCUGAAAUUACUUUUAGAGGAUAUUAAUUGUGAUUUCAUGUUUGUAAUCUACAACUUUUCAAAAGCAUUCAGUCAUGGUCUGCUAGGUUGCAGGCUGUAGUUUACAAAAACGAAUAUUGCAGUGAAUAUGUGAUUCUUUAAGGCUGCAGUACAAGCAUUCAGCUCCCUGUUUCAAUCCACAUUUACAAAGAUGCAUUUUUUUUCCUUUUUGAUAAAAAAGCAAAUAAUAUUGCCUUCAGAUCAUUUCUUCAAAAUAUAGCACAUAUCUAGAUUUUUCUGCUCGCAUGAUAUUCAGGUUUCAGGAAUGAGCCUUGUCAUAUAACUGGCUGUGCACCUCUGCUUCUCCUUCCUGUAAGUUCAGCAUGGUGUGCCCUCAUAAACUAAUCUUUUUAGCUUCAUCUCCAAUGAUUACAACUGUUUGUUAGAUGCUAAAAUUUGAAAACAAAAGGAAGCCAAAACGGUAGACUUAAACUAUAUCAUAUCUCUAAAGAAUGAAGACGCUAUUAGACUGUAAAAAUUUCUUCCCUCAUUACCAGUGUGGUUUGAUAAUUUUGACUCACAAUAACUCAGUUUGGGGGAUGAAAAACAAUUUAACAGAGCACAGAUAAAUUUAGUGUAUGAUUUCUUUAGUUGUAGCUCAAAGUUACAUCCACUAUGGAAAAUAAUUCUCUUUAAAAUGACAGCACAGACCAUGUAAGAUUGCCUAGCAAUAUAGAUAGCAACUUAAAAAUAUAUGUACAGAGAUAGCAACUCUGCCUUUCACUAUUCCAAACCAAAAUCUUGAACAUGGUUUGUCAGAAAGGACACAAAGUCCCUUCACCUAAUAACACUAGUUGAUAAACACUCCAACUGAAUUUGGUUCUGUAGCAGCUACGUUUGGGGGACCGAGCCUAGAGUUCUCCUCUAGACAGGAGAACUGUGCACAUACUCUCUGUGAGCCCAUCAUUCAGUCUGGAAUAUAUGUUGUACAAAAUCAUGCUCCAAAUUAUAUUUCAACAAGUACAAUAUGCUAUUGUGCAGCAGAUUAAUCCCUGAAAUAACGAAAUCUACAAUAAAUUUAAGUUCUAUAACCAUUUCAGUUCAAACACAGGGUAAAAACAAAACAAAAAAACCCUGACUAUAACAACCAUCAAAACUCAUGUGUUAGCCCUUCUUUUAAGAUAUCUGUAAACUACUCCCGAUUUAAA